This is a messenger RNA of Mya arenaria, 564 nucleotides long. RefSeq lists its product as uncharacterized. The transcript is spliced from 4 exons. Lineage: Eukaryota; Metazoa; Mollusca; Bivalvia; Myida; Myidae. The record is from RefSeq and is a predicted model, not a curated record. The coding region runs from base 1 to 492 and encodes 163 amino acids.
AUGACACCAGUCGGGUUGGAGAAGUUGCGGUUGGGUGACACGAUGCUGGUUGUAAAUACUAUCAUUGGAAGACACGAGGCUGGCUUGAUAGAGCCUGUGGAAGAUGCUGCCAGUGUUGCAGAUUUGGUUGUGCAACAAGCACCAAUGACAGAGAGUAAGCACAUCAGCACGCAUCAAGAAACAGUGUCAGUUCAGGCCAUUGAACAUCCAAGUGUGUCCCAUGAACACCCAGAUGAACCCAGAGUGAUGCAGACAAAUACAAAGAAACGUCGUAGGAAGUGCAUGGAUAGGAUUGAGCUCACCGAGGAGCUUCAUGACCUUGAAGUUUGCAGAGCAAGAAAGGAGAUUGAACUUUUAGAUUUAAAAAUAGCUCAACAACGUGAACUUUUCCAAUUGAAAAAAUCUGUUCUGGAGAAUGCCAUGCGAAAUGCCAACAUGGAUUUCAACAUAACUUUUCCAGGAUUAGGAAAUGAAAGUUACAAUUUUUCAUAAAAUCUCUUUUUGAAUGCAGUAUAAAUUAUUAAAGCUGCACUCUCACACAUUUACCAUUUUCACAACUUUUUC